Gryllus bimaculatus (two-spotted cricket) is the source of this 6485-nucleotide messenger RNA. The record is from the annotation of a GenBank genome assembly. Lineage: Eukaryota; Metazoa; Arthropoda; Insecta; Orthoptera; Gryllidae.
UGGUGUAUCUUCGUAAAUUCUUUGGUUGGUGCGCAGAACAUCCAUGUGGCGAUAGAAAUAACCAAUAACGGCAUUCAUAUACUCUGUGAUUUUGGAUGCUGUCUGUGAUUGUUGUCUGUGCGUGGGAGGUAUUAAUUGUUGUGAUGUGAUAAUUUGCUUUAUUCAUGAGUUAUUAUUGUAUUGUAAUGCGAGAAUGUUGAGAUUCCUGAGUAGAAGGAAAGGACGUAAUGCUCCAAAAUCGGCUCACAUUAAAACUGGUGGAUCACAGAGAUCAUUGUCGUCGAAAAAUGUCAUACAGUGCCGUGUUAUUCUUUUGGAUGGCACCAACCUCUCAAUUGAUUUGUCUAAAAAAGCAGUUGGGAGUGAUCUUUAUGAACAAGUCUUCUAUUCACUUGACCUGAUUGAGAAAGAUUAUUUUGGUCUGCAGUAUACAGAUGCAAACAAUAUUCAGCACUGGCUUGAUCCUACCAAGGCUAUCAAGAAGCAAGUAAAAAUUGGUCCUCCGUAUACUCUUCGUUUACGAGUAAAAUUUUACUCCUCGGAGCCCAACAGUCUUCGUGAAGAGCUCACUCGAUAUCAGUUUUUUCUUCAACUAAAACAAGAUAUAUUUGAAGGAAAAUUGGAAUGUCCAUACCAAACUGCUGUUGAAUUGGCUGCAUUAGCUCUGCAGUCUGAACUUGGUGAUUAUGAUGAAGCUUGUCAUACUCCAGGAGUUAUCUCUGAAUUCCGUUUUGUACCUAAUCAAACAGAAGAUAUUGAAUUAGCUGUUUUAGAAGAGUUUAAAAAACUUCAUGGCCUGACUCCUGCCCAAGCCGAAAUGAACUAUUUAAACAAGGUGAAGUGGCUUGAAAUGUAUGGAGUUGAUAACCACAUUGUGUUGAUUGGUAAGUUGGAUUUUAAAAAAAGAAAGUUGACUCUUGUUGUUGUUGAAGAUGAUGACCAAGGGCAUGAACAAGAACACACAUUUGUUUUCAGAUUGCACAAUGAGAAAGCGUGCAAGCAUCUGUGGAAAUGUGCAGUGGAACAUCAUGCUUUUUUCCGUUUACGUGUGCCAGUGAAAGGUCCGACUGCUAGACAAAAUUUUUUCCGCAUGGGAUCUCGUUUCCGUUACAGGAACAUGAUGCGAGGUGAUGGAGGUAGUCAGAUGUGUACUGCUAGUGUUGACAUAUCUGAUCCUGGACAGGAUGCCAAAGAUUCUGAGUCAGGAGCAUAUUCUGCUGAUGUGGCGGGAGCAGACAAAGAUAGUAUUGCAGUAAGUUCAAGUGGAGGAGCUUUGAUAAAUAAUGCUGAAGACAGAUUAGACUCAUUACUCAAAACACUUGCUAAGGAAACACUGAAUUCAACUAAAGAUGAUGAUUCAAAGAAUACUAUUUCAUCUGCUGAUGGCAAAACUGGUGAUGCAGAACUUUCGAAAUCCAGCUUAACUAUGGGUUCUGACACCUUAAUUGAUAGCCGGACUCUACCUAACAACCAGAAUUGCAAAUUUGUGACUGUGGGUGUAGCAGGUGGAGCUCGGCCUAUACCACCUGAUCAGCUGAAAUGUAACAUUUUGAAAGCCAAAAUUGAAGAAGAAAGUAAAAAAAUUAACGCAAACAGUCGAGAUGAGAAGAACAUUUUAUCUGGGAUGAAGCAACUAUUGGAAGAAGAAUCAUCAAAAAUUAUACCAUUGGAUACAGGUGGUGAUAAACUGACAUUGCCUUUGGGUGGUGCUAGCUCUCCUGCUGCCAGUUUAGUGGAGAUGGAUAUAAGUACUGGCACUGAAGUUACUGAUUCUGCUGAUCCUGGUCUCGGCCCAUUCAAUCCACAUCGGCGAAGUGUGACACCGGUCACAGUAACACAUUUUUCAUGGUCUGAUCAUGGCACAUUAGAACAAGUUGUUUUGCCUUCUUCUGCCUCUGAUGCAAUGAGCAAUUCCACUCUUGCUAACAAAUCAUUAUUGGUAAAUUUAUCUAAUUCAGAGGCAGCUGCCCCCUUGAAGUCACCACUUCUUAUGGACAGCAAAAAUGAAAAUUCUAAUUCUCAGUUUUGUACCUUCUCUUUCAAUAAUCCAUUUCUUACUCCCAUGUCCAUUUCACAAUUGGCAUCUGAAGCUACUUCACCAUCAGCUACUAAUCCAUUUAAUGUCACUGUAUCUGAUCAACCAUUUGCCUUUUCAUCCUUUACUGCUCAUGAAUCAAAUCCAUUCCAAGAAAUGGAAAUUAAGUCAGAUGGUGGGAUUACUCAGGAUAAUAGCCAUGAGGCAGAGGAAAAGCAUGAUUCUUCUCUGAAAUACCGAAACAAGAACACUGAAGAGAAUAAAACUCAUUCAGUCACUGAUCAACAUACUGGAGAUGCAGAAACAGUUAAAAAAGAUGCAUCGUCACCCAUCACCAAAACGGCUGCUGAUAUUUCUUCUGGACCAACGCCAAGUAGUCAGCCAUCUCUCAAUCAGCUGUCACCUUGGUUAGUAGCAUCAGAAUCAUCAUGUACACCUACAAAGCCAAUUUUGCAGAAGAAGACUGUCAUCACAACUGAAUUGUGAAGUGACGUUUUCCUUUUUGGAAACAUGAUAAGAGAAAUAUAAAGAUACAUCCAAUCCUGAUUUACUGUUGCAUAACUUAAGAAAUGUCAGUGUUCCCCAAAGAAUUUGUUCUACAAUGUAAACUUAAUUUUUUUUAACAAGGGACCAAAUCAGAUCUUCCAUUUAACAAGUCAUGAGGCAUAAUCCUUCUACCGUUGAUUUAAACCGAAUAUGUAUAAGCCCAUCUGAGAUGUAGCCUCCAAAAUACACUGGUUACACUCUACUAUAUAUUUUAGUUAUGCAACAUUAAUCCAGAAUAUCUGAAUUAACAAAAUCCUGCCAGUAUCAUCUUUGGCAGAAGAGAAUUUAACUAUGAGACUGCAUCCAUUAAAUUAUUUUCUUGUCUUUUGCAUUUAUUCUGAAAUGGUAGCUUUAUAAAUAAUAUGACAAUAAUUUACAUUUGUUACAUUUUUUUAAAUAUAUAAACUGAAAGGAAUAAUGUGUAUUAUUCAGAGUUGUAAUUAUUAAGUAUUACAUUUAUGUAAUAAGAACAUAUUGUAAUGUAAUUGAUUCCAGUUUCAAUGCAUAGCAAAUCUGUUGAGAUGUUGAGGGACCAUAUGUGAACAACUUGUUACUUAACUACUUUGUCUCCACAUUUCAGUCUGUGUUUAGACUUAGAUUGACAUGCAGAGUAUUUAUCUUUAUACCACAAAAUAUGCUUUCCCCAAUUUUCAAUGGAAGUUCACCAUCUCCACAAAUGCCAAGCCCAGUGUCUUUUUAGUUAUUUCCUGGGGCUAACAUGAAUCUAUUCCGUGUAAACUUUGCUUUGUUUAAUUUUAUUGCCGAGGAAUAUCCUUCUUGCGUUCUGAGGGUGUAACACUGACCCAAAGUAAAUGCUUAAGAGAGUCCAGGGUUAAGAGGUAAUCUUUAUUUCCACUUUUUGCCAAGAAAAUUAGCAAUUUUUAAUAAAUAAAUACAUAUUCAACUGAAGAAUGAAGUUUUGGCAAAAGUAUGUUAACAAAUAUUUGUUUAUAACUCAUUAUUUAAUCAGAAUUCAAGAAAAACUGAUGAAGUGGAAAAAUUGAAAUCACAAACUUUCUGCAGUAGACUAGGAUGAAGUCAUCAUUUAAUGGAUGUUUAGUUUUUGACUGGAAUUUGAAAUACAAAUUCAUAAUUUUUCAUUUAGAAAAAAUAUUGAUGUACACUUUAUUAAUUGUUUGGUUAUAAAACUUUAUUAAUUCAAAAAAUAAGAUAGAAUGUUCAUAUUAUAGUAUAGAAAUUUGAUACAAUAUUUAAGACAAAACAUGAUUGCUUUAUGAUGACUUUGUCCCAACCAAUAAUUGAGGCGGUUGACCUAAAAAGGGAACAAAUUCAAAAAAGCUGUUUUGAGAAAAACUGUGUUGAAAGUUUUUAUAUUUAUAUAAAGUUUAUGCGUUUUGAUAACGAUAUAAUAACUUAAAUAAAAACGUAGCUAUUCAAGACACGUUAUACACAUUAAAAUGAAAGAACAACCCAGCUUCCUGAAAACAGUAAUUUAUAUGCAUGUGAUAUUGUGCCCUUUCUAUGCAGAACAAAUUUAAUGUAGUACAAUGGAAUAAAAAUGUUAAAUACAUAGAAUAAAAUCUUAAUACAAAGUGACUAGUAGCUUUUAAAAACAGAUUAUGCCAUUCUGCGCAACAAACUUAAACUUUUUGUUAGCUACAAUGAAACUUUGCUUGACAUCAAUAAGUAGGGGAACAUGAAAGAAAAAAAUCUCAUUUUUUAAAUCUUCUUUUAAGAACUUAAUGUAUUUUCUAUAAAGUCAACAUCCUCUUCAAAUAUAAAUGUUGUACAUCAGCAACUUUCUUAUGAUUUACAUCUCGACAAGUAGGUUUUUCAGUAGUAUCAAUGUCAAAUCCUUGGUAAUAGGUAUACGCUACAAAGUUUGUAGUGAGUGCGAGAACAUCACCAUUCCCAAGGUAUUUUAUCAGCACAUAAUUCAUAAUCUUGAAUGGAGUUUUACUUUUACACAUGGGCUUCCCCUAGAGAAAUAUCAAAAAUGUAUUACAACUCCUAAAGCAAAAUUCUUGUCCAUUACAAUAUGAAAUGUAGCUUUUUGAUGUGGGACCAUCACCAACUCGUGCAUCAUUUAUGUCACUGGUAUCACUAAUUUUCUAAUAAUAAUAAUAAUAAUAAUAAUAAUAAUAAUAAUAAUAAUAAUAAUAAUAAUAAUAAUAAAUACUUCAUUCGAAACAAAAAAUGAUAAUGCCUUCACAGUUGCAGCUACCUGCUUCUUAGCAAACUGCAUAGCUACUUUCACACUUGGGUAUCAACCUCAGUUUGCAAGGUACACAAAUGAAACUUCAACCACCUGCACUAAAGAACCUGGCAAACACGAAUAAUCAUUCUGCAUAGAAAGUGCUUAUAGACCUAUGUGCCGUUUUAAUGUCAACCACCUCAAUUUAUGUUGGGCCAGUUACAACAAAAUUUUAAAAAUACAGUAAUGAACUGCACAUGUGAUGUUCCUGUUCAGAAAUGUUAAAUGACAGGGAUGUUUUAAACGAUAAAAAUAUUAAGGAAAUAAUAUUGCCAAAAAGAGUUCUUUUCACUUUUCAAACUUAUAGAGGAGUUACUCUAAGAAGGGACCAGUUUGACAGAUCGGGAAACAAAUGAACAUCAUGUAAGGCAAUGGCAAUGCAAGAGAUAGUGAUGAAGCCAUUUACAAAUAAGAUAACUAAAUGCACACACUAUCAAAUUGAGCGCAUGAGCAUAGCCUGCAGUUAAGUUGCCAGCAGUGGCCAAGCAGUAGCUGUCAAAGCGGUCCCUUCAUAUAGUAAUUUCUCUAUACAUAUAAACUGUUAGAGGCAUUACAUGUGGUGUUGUUUACCAGUUUCUGUUCAUGAUAUAGAAAUCUAGUUUUGUUCAAAUAAUCAACAGGCAGUUAUGGAAAUAUGUUGGAUGAUCUCUUAGCCCCGGUGUUUCCUACUUCACUGUGUGUGUGACCAAUUUCUUAAGUCAACGAUUAGAUAUUGCUUUGCAGCCUGGUAAUUCAUACAAUUGAAAAAUAUGUCUAUAAAUGUUAAUGUAUUUUCAACAAUUUAUACAUUUUUGGAAAUUUAUUGAUAAAAUGUUGUAUUUGCUAAGACUACAAUUCAAAUGCUUUUUAAUUUCAGCAUUUCUGGGGAUGCUUGGAUCUAUCUUUAAACAAGUUGUAUAGAAAUCUUUCAUUAUAUAUUUCUCUACAUGUGUAUUUACCUGAACGUGCCUUUGUCUAGUUAAACAGAAAUGCUAUGAAGUAUUAAUGGGUUAUGCAGGAAAUAUUGUUUGAAUUUAAACUGGCUUUGUUUGUAGUAGUGCAAAUUUCACUGCUCGUCUCACCGUGAAUGUGAUUAUAAUCAUCAAAUGCAGGAUUACAUUGAUGUUUUUCUGUACUAAUUGAUGAAUCAGCAGAUAGCGAAAUCAAAAUUUCACAAAUUAACCCAUAAAUUGUCUAAGGAAUGAGCUUUGAAUUGUAGGAAAGAAUUAUUAUGCUUAGGAUUCCAGAGAUUGCAUUAUUAUUUUGAUACUGACUUGUUAGCUUUAUUAUAUUUAGUAUUAUGAAGUAAUGGAAUAGUGUAUAUUUUCUGUAGGGAUCUAAAGACCAUAUACCUGAAAAUAUGCUAUUAUGAAAAUAUCCGUCCAUGCCCAAUGAGCCAAGAAUACUAUCAUAAAAACUAAUACAGAUGUGUUUAUCAAAUGCAUUCAUGUAUUUCAUGAAUGUAAACCUGUUGGCCUGUUAGAUAAAUACAUAGUACAAACUAUUGAAGGGAACAAUUUUUUAAUGCUCCUAUCAAUGCAUUUGUUUUAGUUAUACUUAAUUCUAUUUUAGUCAAAUACCUUUAAUAAUUGUCAUUGUAUUAUAUUCAUUUUAUUGGUGGCUUAAAGAGGAUAAAUCUAUUAGAUUAAUGUAAGUGAAUUUUCAGCAGAUUGUGUGUGGGUGUUCAUGUGUGCACAUGUAAAAAAUUAG